AUGAGCAGUCAAAUCACUCUCAGCGCUCUUCAGAGUAAAUGGGCGGUGGUCGGAUCCAUCGCCAUCGUCAGCUACGACUACUUCCUCACACUUGAUCGCGAGAUUCAGUACAUCUGGAGGAGGAAAUUCACGAGUGCAAGUGCGAUAUAUAUCGUCACACGUUACUCCUCAUUGGCCGCCAACAUCUUCACGCUCCUCAAUUUCUUCCCUUGGCCGGGCAAAUCAACACCAACGUCUCUGAUACCCUCGGCGUGGCAGAAGUGUAACGCGCUCGCACGGGCUUUCACCGCAACGGCUACCGUCAUCAUCAUGUCCUCCGCGGUUUUCUCGUCACUGCGAGCGUACGCGCUGUGCCAAUGCAAACCCGUCUCCUACCUCGUUUUAGCGCUAGGGUCUGGGAAUGCCGUUCCUUUGAUUUAUGAAGUGAUCAAAACUCAGGCCACCUACGACCCAGGAACCAACAACAUCGACACCAUGUGCAAAGUGGAUUUCUCGCCGUUCAUAUCCUUCCGCAAUGCACUCCUCGUUCUCAAUGUCAUGAAUCUUGUCUUCAUCAAAGAGGUUAAGGUAACACUGCACCUCCUCUCGCUCGAUUUCAUUGGUGCAUUGAGCGCUACGGCAGCAGUGUUGACCUGCCGCUUCAUCCUCGAUUUGUUCGAGGCGAGCACGAGGACACGCUUCGGCACUGGCCCCACAGUACGCCUCUCCGCCAUGCCCAGCAUGAUACUUUCACGUUCGCUCGCGUCCCGACACGUUGGCGGUCCCGACGUGACAGGCACUUCCCAAGGGAUUUUCGACGCAGAUGUCAGCCGGCACAGGACAGAAGAGAGCGAGAGCGUCUACGGCACCACGGAUGACUACGACUUCGAGCUCCAGCCUGUUAACCUGGAACGUCAGAAAUCGAACGUGCACCCCCUCUUAUCUGAGUCUUGA
This is a messenger RNA of Epithele typhae, 933 nucleotides long. RefSeq lists its product as uncharacterized. NCBI's taxonomy places the organism in Eukaryota, Fungi, Basidiomycota, Agaricomycetes, Polyporales, Epitheliaceae. The transcript has 10 exons. Bases 1 to 933 code for a protein of 310 amino acids. The record is from RefSeq and is a predicted model, not a curated record.